Messenger RNA from Ogataea polymorpha, 636 nucleotides. RefSeq lists its product as uncharacterized. The transcript has a single exon. Gene Ontology annotation, biological process: transcription by RNA polymerase I. NCBI's taxonomy places the organism in Eukaryota, Fungi, Ascomycota, Pichiomycetes, Pichiales, Pichiaceae. Bases 1 to 636 code for a protein of 211 amino acids. The record is from RefSeq and is a predicted model, not a curated record.
AUGAGCCAGCUUUCGAACGAGAGAGUGGUAGAUUCUGAUUCUGAUCUUUCCGAUCAGGAAUUCUUUAGUUUUAAUCCACCAAGGGGAUUCAAGAAGGUGAAGAAAAUAGAAAAUAUAGAAAAGCUUUCGCCAAAGAAUUUGAAAAAUAAAGAAAUCUGGUUGAUUCAGGUGCCUUCAGACUUCAACAUCAAAAAACUCAAAAAGCUUCCAGUAAAUCUUGGAGUUGGUCGAACGACUGAGUUUAAGGUGAAAGAUACCGAAUAUGCAUUAAACGAAGACCUCGCGGCAGCGGAGCAUAACGUUUUAAAGAAAAGAUACAAGAUCAUGAGCGCACAAAACGAAAAAUCACUUCAACCUGUUUCCAAAUUGGAGAUCUCCAGAUUCUACAGUGUAUCGGAGAAGGUGAGAAUUCCAGAGAUUGACCAUGGCAAGGUAGUGACUCAAAGACGUGACGUGGAGCAACAUGCCGACUUAAGAAUGAGACAUUUUCCAACGGGAUACGGAAAAGAUAACUAUGAGGAGGCUAAAAGGGAGGAUAAGCCUGUUGCCACACCUCACAAGAGAAAAAGCGAGGAUUUCUCAAAGAAGGAGAAAAAACAUAAAAAGGACAAAAAAAAGAAGGACGCCGAAGAUUAG